Molecule: messenger RNA, 1511 nt
Organism: Dunckerocampus dactyliophorus (ringed pipefish)
Lineage: Eukaryota; Metazoa; Chordata; Actinopteri; Syngnathiformes; Syngnathidae
Product: dynein axonemal heavy chain 17-like
Exons: 6
Coding region: 1-1065 (354 amino acids)
Source: RefSeq, a predicted model, not a curated record
AUGGAGGCGAACGACAAGCGCCUGGACUUGGUGAGAUGUCUGCUUUCAGAAAGUUUGUGUGUGGACGAGGACAAAUGGCGAGAGUUUGUGAGCGUGAAGAAGAACCUGCUCCUCUUCAACACUUUGUUCAACAGCAAGGAGCCGGUGAACCUUUUCCUAUGGAUCAACGAAGAGUCCAGCAUGUCCAUGAGUCUAGACUUCCCAGCAAUACAUAACAAAGUGGUGUGUGUGACUAAAACGGAGCAGGAGGCCAUUACUGUGGACAGCGCCUCCAAGGUGUUACUGAUUGAAGACGUUCAUGGAGAAGACGUGCUACCCUUCAUCACUGCACUCACUCAGGAGGUCGUCUGCCCGUUGCUUAGCAACCCAGCAAAUGAUUGCGACUGGGCGCCCGGUGCGGCUGAAGAGACGCUGAACUUGAUGGAGCGGCUGAAGAACGAAGCUCUGGUGAUGAAGGCUCGGCAGGAAGGAUGGACAUUUCUCCCGCUUCCCAAAAAUCUCCAUGACAACAAGCAGAGGAAGGCACGUGACGUCAAGCUACUCCAUGCCUGCGAGUCAGUCAUCAUUCAGUGGGCGGGGCUUGUGUCAGAGUUGCUGCAGCAGAACCCGUCUCAGCCGCUGUUGGAUGGACUCAAACCGCAACCUUCAGAGGAGUUCCACUUCUGGAACAACAGGCUGAAGAACCUGCAGCUUAUCCAGCAGCAGAUGACGAGCAGCAAAGCCCAGCAGGUGGCGUCCUUCCUUCAGUCAGCUGAGGGUGCAUACAGCUUCAUCUUGAAACAAAUUUAUGGAGAUGUCCAGAAAGGUCUCCUAGAGGCCCAGGAUGCCACCCAGAAGCUGCAACCUCUGCAGGAAAAACUGGAGCAAAUAGAGCAUCUGCAGUAUCGUCAGCUGAGAGACAAAAUGGCCGCUGUCAUGGAGAAGGUGAACCAGGUGUGGCUCAACUCACACUUCCACUGUAAACCCUGCUGGAUCGUGGUGCUCCUGCAGGAAAUCUGCAAUCUCUUUAUAGACUGGGUACGGACCAAAUCACUCAAUGAUGUCAUGCCUGUCCUACUGAUGUAAUGACCCAAUCCCUGACUUAAUCAUCUAAUCAGUGACUUAAUGUCUGAUUUAAAGACCCAUUAGUGACUUGAUAACUUAAUCAAUGACUUCAUCACUGAGUUUACGACCCAAUCACUCACUUAAUCAAUUAAUUAAGCACUGACUUAAUGACAAAGCUUGUUCUGUUGCAGAGCAGGAAGUUCCUGCAUGGCCAGGAUAUAAUGCAGGGUCUGCUCGCAGACCCUGCUCAGGUUCUUGAUGAUAUCCGAGUGGUGAUUUUGACGCUGCAGAGUCUCAAGGACAAGUACAAUCAGUACAGGACCCUCUUGGAGAAACAGGUGUCUCGUCACAUGACCUUAAUGGAAUGUAACACAUCACAACCUUGUUACCAUAGAAACACAUGACUACAAGUCAGUGGGCAGGGGAGGAAAUUACCAUAGAGAAAGGGUGUCAAACUUGUGCCAUGG